This is a messenger RNA of Gadus chalcogrammus (walleye pollock), 1269 nucleotides long. RefSeq names its product neuroplastin-like. Gene Ontology annotation, biological process: cell-cell adhesion. Gene Ontology annotation, molecular function: cell adhesion molecule binding. The transcript has 10 exons. Gene Ontology annotation, cellular component: cell-cell junction. Lineage: Eukaryota; Metazoa; Chordata; Actinopteri; Gadiformes; Gadidae. The coding region runs from base 1 to 1155 and encodes 384 amino acids. The record is from RefSeq and is a predicted model, not a curated record.
AUGGUCAACGGUAACUUGAUGCUGCAGUCCGUUUCUUCACAGAACGCGGGCUUCAUCAAGUCCCCCAUGUCCGAGGUGAAGCUCACGGCCGACACGUUUGAGCUGUACUGUGACGUAGUGGGCAACCCCACCCCGGAGAUCCAGUGGUGGUACGCCGAGAUCAACCGAGCGGACUCCUUCAGGCAGCUGUGGGACGGCGCCCGCAAGCGACGGGUGUCAAUCAACACGGCCUACGGCGCCAACGCCGUCAGCGUGUUGGGGGUCACCCGUCUGGGCCUGGACGACUCGGGGACCUACGAGUGCAGGGCCAGCAAUGACCCGCGCCGCAACGACCUGCACCAAAACCCCGCCACCACCUGGAUCCGAGCGCAGGCCACGAUCACGGUCCUGCAGAAGCCGACCAUCGCCUCCUCAGAACACACCACCCUCCCCUCCGACUCCCACAGCCCCCCCAUCACCCUGCAGUGCAACCUGAGCUCCGCCCAUGGGGCCCACGAGGAGAGCUUCUGGAUGAAGAACGGGGAGGAGAUCGAGGAGACGCGCACCGCCAACAGGAACACAGAGUACAAGCUAGUGAAACCAAGGGGAGACGACGCCGCGAGCUACAUGUGCGUUUACACGUUCGAGACCGCUCCUCCGGCCAACGCCACCAUUGAGGUUAAAGCCGCCCCGGACAUCACGGGCCACAAGCGCAGUGAGAACAAGAACGAGGGCCAGCGCGCGGUCCUGUACUGCAAGUCGGUGGGCUUCCCCUACCCCAACUGGACCUGGCGCAAGCUGGACAGCGGAGCCUUCAUGGACAUCGACAACUCGUCCGGCCGCUUCUCGGUGAGCAAUAAGGACAACUACACCGAGCUCCGCAUCGACAACCUGGACAUCAGCCUGGACCCCGGGGAGUACCAGUGCAACGCCACCAACAUGAUCGGCACCUCCUCCAUCACCUCCAUCCUCCGGGUGCGCAGCCACCUGGCCCCCCUGUGGCCCCUGCUCGGGGUCCUGGCCGAGGUCAUCAUCCUGGUGGUCAUCAUCGUGGUCUACGAGAAGCGCAAGAAGCCCGACGACAUUCAGGACGAUGACGAACCAGCCGGGCCAAUGAAAACAAACUCCACCAACAACCACAAAGACAAGAAUCUCCGUCAGAGGAACACUAACUGAGCCGAAUGUCCCCCAUAUAUUAUAAAAUAUGUAUUGACCACAUGAAGGUAAACAAGAUGAAAGUGCAUAGGAUUUUUAAGUUAAUAACAAAUAUCUGCCAUUAAAGUAUGGAUG